UGUUUGAUGGGUGGGCAUUUCCUAUGUAACAGUUCAACUGCCUCAAGAUCUCUGCUUAGGUUCAUCUAGAGUGAUUUACUAAGCAAAAUGUUGCAGUUUAGCUUUCUAUUGAUCAUAUGUUUAUGCGUUCAGAGUGCUAUAGCGUCUUCCGUGUUAACAGGAUGCCUGGACCCGACUGUAGUGAACACAGCUGAAGUGGCACUGGACCAGAUCAAUACAGCCAGAAAGGAAGGGUACAUCUUCUUUCUCAACAGAGUGUACGAUGUCCAACAAGAGACAAAGGAGGAAAGCCAAACUCUCUUACACCUGACAAUAGAUGUACUGGAGACAAAGUGUCAUGUGAUCAGCAGAAGGAACUGGAAGUCAUGUGAAAUAAGAGAUAUUGGAGAUGGUCCUGUGUUUGGAACAUGUGAUGUAACCGUCUCCAUUCAGACCAACAUCAUUGUUCAGAACUUUACCUGCACCAUCCAACAAGUUCCAGGACACGCCAUAAAUCGUGUUUGUCCAGACUGCCCAAUAUCACUGAGCCUAGAUGAUUCUAAUGUGGCAAAGGCAGUACAUCUUACACUUAAAAAAUUCAACACUCAAAAACACUCUGCUAAUUACUUUGCUCUCUUGAACAUAACCAGGGCGAGCAUGCAGUGGGUUGUUGGUCCAGCCUACUUUGUGGAGUUCAUCAUACAGGAGACAGACUGUGCCAAAACCUUGUGUGAUACUGAGUUGUCUAAGUGCAAACCAAGCAGUGAGACAUCUCCAAAGGGCAGCUGCACUGGGUCACAUGUUGAUGGAAGAAACCAUCAGACUUCUAUACAUGUCAAAUGUUCAAUCUAUGAAUUGGACCAUGCUUCAGACAACCAGAUUUCAUCUCCAAACAUUGAAACCCCUUCUGGACUGGUGCAUGUUCUUCCCCCUCCAGCUCUCCCUAUGCCUUCAAGGGUCUUACCAACUGCUACCAAUUGUCCUGGUGUAAGGAAUCACAGUCUUCACCUAGAGACAAUGGAUAUCUGAUCAAAAUGCCAUUUCAACCUGAAGCCUUCUUCACCCUGUCAGCAUAGAUUAUGAAAAAACUCAUGACAAAAAAUAAUUUGGAUAGUUCUGUUACAGGUCUUUAACAGCAUACACAGCUGAUUAUAUCAUAAGAAGGAAUAUAGUAUGUAGCCUACAAUAAAGCAUGUUUGAAAAGUG
This is a messenger RNA of Ictalurus furcatus (blue catfish), 1185 nucleotides long. RefSeq names its product fetuin-B. Lineage: Eukaryota; Metazoa; Chordata; Actinopteri; Siluriformes; Ictaluridae. Bases 88 to 1008 code for a protein of 306 amino acids. Gene Ontology annotation, cellular component: extracellular region. Gene Ontology annotation, molecular function: cysteine-type endopeptidase inhibitor activity. Gene Ontology annotation, biological process: negative regulation of endopeptidase activity. The transcript is spliced from 7 exons. The record is from RefSeq and is a predicted model, not a curated record.